Messenger RNA from Ziziphus jujuba (common jujube), 1736 nucleotides. RefSeq lists its product as uncharacterized. The transcript is spliced from 7 exons. The record is from RefSeq and is a predicted model, not a curated record. Lineage: Eukaryota; Viridiplantae; Streptophyta; Magnoliopsida; Rosales; Rhamnaceae. Gene Ontology annotation, biological process: tRNA methylation; rRNA base methylation. Gene Ontology annotation, molecular function: iron-sulfur cluster binding; RNA methyltransferase activity. The coding region runs from base 38 to 1267 and encodes 409 amino acids.
AGUCUCAAACGUCACCGUUUAACUUUCUAAGCCAAGCAUGCUUUCCCUAACAACCAGCCAGAGCAGAAGAAUUAAAACAAAAAUAAAAAAAGGAAAAUCGAGCGGAAUUGACCUCACAGAGCAAGCCAAACACAGAAUUGGCACGAUGUCGUUUCGGUCGAUAUUCGACGCCGGAGAGAUAAGGUCGGAAUUCGAAAACGCCGGUAUCAGCUGCAAAUUCAUUCCUCUCAUAUGGAAGUACGCGAUUCAGAACCCGAACGGUGAAUGGGAGGAAGUCCCUUCCCUACCCUCCGCCGCGUAUAUUCUGCUCCGGUCCAAGUUCAAGCCCCUGACCUCCACUCUUCACUCUGCAACCGACUCUUCCGACGGCCUAACCACCAAGCUCCUUAUAAAACUUAAGAAUGGAGCUCUCGUGGAGUCGGUGAUCAUGAGGUACGAUACUCGUUUGGGUAAAUACGCUGGGAAGCCCCGCCCUGGUGGUCUUAGAUCAACCUUGUGCAUUUCAUCUCAGGUUGGCUGCAAGAUGGGUUGCAAAUUCUGUGCAACGGGGAGCAUGGGAUUUAAGAACAAUCUGUCUUCAGGGGAAAUCGUGGAGCAAUUGGUUCAUGCUUCUCGCUUUUCGCCUAUACGGAAUAUCGUUUUCAUGGGAAUGGGGGAGCCAUUGAAUAACUAUGUUGCCGUAGUGGAAGCUGUACGUGCCAUGACAGGAUCGCCAUUUCAGUUGUCACUGAAGAGAAUUACCGUGUCCACAGUUGGCAUUAUUCAUGCCAUCAACAGGCUUCAUGGUGAUCUUCCUGGCCUGAACCUAGCAGUUUCUCUGCAUGCACCAGUUCAAGAUAUUCGUUGUCAGAUAAUGCCUGCAGCUCGAGCAUUUCCUUUGGGUAAACUUAUGGAUUCACUGCAAGAGUAUCAGAGGAAGAGUCAACAAAAAAUCUUAAUCGAGUACAUAAUGCUUGAUGGGGUGAAUGAUGAAGAACAACAUGCACACCAGCUUGGCAAGUUGUUGGAGAUUCUUCAAGUGGUCGUGAACUUGAUACCUUUCAAUCCAAUUGGUACUUUGAGUCAAUUCAAGACCAGCAGCCAACAGAAUGUAUCUGCAUUCCAGAAAAUUUUAAGAGGUACCUAUAACAUCCGGACAACAAUUCGUAAGGAAAUGGGUCAAGAUAUAAGUGGGGCAUGUGGGCAACUGGUGGUAAACCAGUCAGAUAAGAGGUUUGCUGAGAAUCAACCACUCUUACCUGAUAUAGAAGAUCUUCAUCUGAGAUAAGCCUCUUCUUGGUUGAGGAGCUGAUGUCUAAUUCUGAUAACGUAAUGAAGACCGAACAAAGUACUGGUGUUUCUCACAAGUUGCUGUUCCUUCAAUUUUGUGUAUCAUGCAAUCACAAAUUUUCAAGCAUUAUAGCCAAUAUAAUGUGCAUCAUGUAUCAUUCUGUGUCGUCUCUUUUUGUCAAGCACAUGUAAAACUGUUCCAUUAGCUCCAAAGCUGCUGCAUAUGGUAUUGUUGCAGAAUGAUAACACUUGAAUUAUUGAUCAAGGGAAAUCGAGCUAGAAAGGGGCCAAAGAAACGUUGAGAAGUAAUUGUGGAUGCUUCAAUUUUUUGGCUGUGGCAUCCAAUAUGUGUUAGUUUUUCUUUUUUUGGGUGGUUAAAGUUGUGUUAAAUAAUUAGAGUAAUGCUCUAGUUACUUUGUUUUUGUCCCUAUAUAUCAAGGAGUUUCGCUAUUUAUCAUUGGCAUCAA